This is a messenger RNA of Actinia tenebrosa (Australian red waratah sea anemone), 579 nucleotides long. Its product is annotated as acetylcholinesterase. Gene Ontology annotation, molecular function: cholinesterase activity. The record is from RefSeq and is a predicted model, not a curated record. NCBI's taxonomy places the organism in Eukaryota, Metazoa, Cnidaria, Anthozoa, Actiniaria, Actiniidae.
UUUGUCUGCGUUGCAUUGCAGUGUAACGCGGUUUCAUUUGACAUAAAUAAUAUCGUGACAACAACAGCUGGACCGAUCCGCGGAAAAUUCGAAUCCCUUUCAACUGGAAAACAAGCCUGGAAAUUCCUUGGUAUACCUUUCGCUAAAGCAAAACGAUUUGAAAAUCCAACGGACCCAGAUAAAUGGACUGCAGCCAGAGAUGCUACCAAGUUUGGCAAGCGCUGUCCGCAGCCAUAUUAUAAACCUGGACCUCCACUUUCAGGCCUUUCAAAAGCGAGUGAAGAAUGUCUUUUUAUUAACAUCUUUGUGCCUGGACAGAAAACAAAAAAUUCAAGUGAAGGUUUAGCAGUGAUGGUGUGGAUUCAUGGAGGUGCUUAUGUGUUCGGCACUGGCUCUAGUUCUCUAUAUGAUGGAGGUGUUUUAGCCACCGAGGAAGGCGUGCUUGUUGUGACCUUUAACUAUCGCCUAGGGGCACUUGGAUUUCUUAGUACCGGAAGUGAGAGCGACUUGAAAGGAAAUUAUGCCAUGUUGGACCAGGUGCACGCUUUAAAAUGGGUCAAGAAAAAUAUUAGAAGGUAA